UUGAAUGUGCGUGUAAACUUCAUCUGUCGAUGCUGUGAGUGGAAAAAAAAUUGCAACUCACAUUUUGCUUCGUAUAUUCUGCAUUUUCUUUCGAAAUAAUACAUUUUCAAUCCCUCGUUUAGAAAUAAAAAGCAGGCGAUAUAAUUGCUCUGAAGGUUUUGUGAUAAAACUAAUAGAAACCUCUCGUACCUGUGCUUUACGGAGAGAGUGGUGGUAGUGGUAUAAUGAAUGUUGCUGAUCCAUGGAGUAGCAGUAGUGAUUUUCCUAAUCAAAUCCAGCAGCAGCAAGAAGGUGAAGCAGAAUACAGACGUCUGCAAUUUGAAGACGACUUUGAAGCUGUGAGCAUCGCGGAAGUCGAUAACGGUCACAAUUCUCGGCAGCCGCGGGAUAAUCGACUGCCUGAUUCCGAUAACUACUUGGCUGUAUUAGAGCGAAAGUUGAAAAGGUUGAAAACAAGCCCAACAGUGUUACAACAGUUAGUUGAGAGAAGGGAAGUUUGUAUGCAAUACCUGCUCAACGACACAGACAGAUCAUCUUAUUGCGCUGACUUAGAGCUAAACGAACCGAUCAACAACUACGAGCUACUGCGUUUCAUUAAACCUGAACAGGCUCAGUCUGUAGCUGAACGAGUGAAUUUGAUAAAGUACGAUCAUCUAGAACCGGAACGAGCCGAAAAAGAUUUGGAUACUGGUAACAAGGAGGGUGAGGAAAGUGGUACCGAAAGCUCAACCAGUCGUUAGUAAUUAGCGCAGAAAAUGACCAGCACAAAAAUUAACCUUGACCAGAUCGCGUACUUUCUGAUCACCGGUGCAUCUAGGGGCAUAGGUCAACGGAUGGCCAUCGAAACGACGCGCAAGUUUAAACCCGGUUCGAUCGUUGUUCUGUUGGCACGUUCAGCUUCCGGAUUAGAAUCCACCAGGGAACAGAUCUUGUACGCAAAUCCCCACAUCAGCGUCGUUACAAGCUCAGUUGACUUGAACAAUGCUCCAAAGCAGUUACUGGAAGAUAUAAUUGAAAAGUCACUGGCCAAGACUCCCGUCGCCAACUUUGAGCUAGCAGCAAUCAUUCACAAUGUGGGCACGAUUGGUAAUGUUGAACGUAAGGCAAUCGAUAUGAGUGAUCGCCAAGAAUGGGAGGAGUAUUUCGCUACCAACUUAUUUACGGUGGCAGUUUUGAAUAGUUGCUUCCUGAAUAAGUUUCAGGAGUGUUCUAAAAAGUUGGUUGUUAAUGUGACAUCGAAAGCAUGUGCUGUACCAUUCAAAAGUAUGGGGUUUUAUUGUGCCGGUAAAGCGGCCCGCGAAAUGUAUUUCAAAGUACUGGCGGAUGAGGAAAGCGAUCUGAUAGUACUGAACUACUCUCCCGGUCCCGUGGACACUGACAUGACGGUGGAUAUUCAAGGUCGUUCCAAUGCAGAGGAAAUUCGAAAUUAUUUUCAAGGACUUCGUGAAACAACCACGAUGCUCACAACUCAGCAGACAACUGACAAGUUUCUGUGCAUCUUGGAGGCUGGCCAGUUCAAGUCUGGUGACCACGUCGACUUUUAUGAUUGAAACAUUCCGUUAUAAUUUUAGUAUAUAUAGAUAUAUACUACUCAUUACAUAUAAUUAUAUCAAAUAAACAUGUAUUGUUAUAGCUUAAAGCAA
This is a messenger RNA of Topomyia yanbarensis, 1643 nucleotides long. RefSeq names its product sepiapterin reductase (gene Sptr). Lineage: Eukaryota; Metazoa; Arthropoda; Insecta; Diptera; Culicidae. Gene Ontology annotation, molecular function: sepiapterin reductase (NADP+) activity. Bases 756 to 1550 code for a protein of 264 amino acids. The record is from RefSeq and is a predicted model, not a curated record. Gene Ontology annotation, biological process: tetrahydrobiopterin biosynthetic process. The transcript is spliced from 3 exons.